AUAAUAAAAAAAAAAGAAACUUGAAAACAUAUAGUAUUUAUAAUUUGUAAAAUUUGUUAAUUAGAAGAUAGAUUUUUUACAAACAUGGGUGCUUCCGGAAAAUGGAUGAAAGCACUUAUUCUAAAUAAGAAAACUACUGACAAAGUUGAUCAUCAGGAAAAAGUUCGUGGGAAGAAAUGGAAGCUAUGGAGGAGUUCAUCAGGGGAAAUGGGUUGGAAGGGAUUUAAAGGAAGUUACAGAGGAACCGCAUCGGAUGGAUCGGAUGCAUCUUCAGUUAUUGAUUCUGAUGCUUUUUCGGCUGCGGUUGCGACGGUUGUUAGAGCUCAGCCUAAAGAUUUCAAGGCUGUUAGACAAGAAUGGGCUGCUAUUCGUAUCCAAACCGCUUUUCGUGGCUUUUUGGCAAGAAGAGCACUAAGAGCUUUAAGAGGAGUGGUAAGGAUUCAAGCAUUAGUUCGCGGGCGGCAAGUCAGGAAACAAGCUGCUGUGACUCUGCGGUGUAUGCAGGCUCUGGUCCGUGUGCAAGCCAGGGUCAGGGCUCGUCGGGUGCGCAUGUCCAUUGAAGGUCAAGCUGUCCAACAAAUGCUUGAUGAACGCCGCACACAAGCUGAGCUUUUAAAAGAGGCCGAGGAAGGAUGGUGUGAUCGUAGAGGAACUUUACAAGAGGUUAAAGCAAAGAUUCAAAUGAGGCAAGAAGGGGCAUUUAAACGUGAACGAGCACUGGCAUAUGGCCUCGCUCAGAAGCAAUGGAAAUCAAGCCAAGGAUUGGGAUCAAAAACAAGUGGUUCACUAACAUCUCUGAAGAGCCAACAGUUUGACAAGAAUAACUGGGGUUGGAGUUGGUUAGAAAGAUGGAUGUCUGCCAAACCAUGGGAGAACCGAUUAAUGGAGCAAGGUCAAAACAACCCAUUAGAAACAACUCCACCAUCCAAGAUUAACCCCAAUCAGAAAGAAACAAGCAUGAUGAAAGUCUCAGAUCCCGAGUUUGUCAAAGUCAGAAAAAACAAUAUUAGCACUAGAAUCUCAGCAAAACCCCCUCAAAUUGCUGGUCAACGCACUCGUUCAUCAUCUAGCCCAAGCUCUGAGUUCCGAUAUGAUGAGAGCUCGGGUUCUUCGUCUUUAUGCACAUCAACAACUCCCAUUUCCAUGGAAAGAACAGAAGUGAAAACCCAUAACAAUAAUAACAGUAAACCAAGCUACAUGAGCUUGACUGAAUCAACAAAAGCUAAGCAAAGAAACCCGUCUCCUAGAAUCUACAGACAGUCGAUGGAUGACUUCCAGUUUCUUAAAAACUCGGGGGUGUUAUGCAAUGUUGACUCGAACAGUAGUAAUUGUUCUGACCCUGCAUCAGUAAACUUGUCUAUGUCUAGGCCUCUGUCCACCCGAAUGGAGAAAAGCUCAGGGAAUCUGAGGAAUAGAAGUUGCUAUGCUUAAGAGUUGAGAUGGUAAUUGUUUGUUGUUAAGUUCAACAACUUGUUGUCCUGUAAUCCUUAUGGUGUGUGUAGAGUAGUAAGUUAUGUAAUUGGAAGAUUUUGAUGCUUUUCAAUUUUUGAUUUGUUAAAAAUUGAUGGAUUGAAAUGAAGUGUGAUAAAUUUGGUGUUUGGAAACAAAACUA
Molecule: messenger RNA, 1612 nt
Organism: Erigeron canadensis
Lineage: Eukaryota; Viridiplantae; Streptophyta; Magnoliopsida; Asterales; Asteraceae
Product: protein IQ-DOMAIN 6
Exons: 5
Coding region: 85-1431 (448 amino acids)
Molecular function (GO): protein binding
Source: RefSeq, a predicted model, not a curated record